Messenger RNA from Trichoderma citrinoviride, 831 nucleotides. RefSeq lists its product as hypothetical. The record is from RefSeq and is a predicted model, not a curated record. Bases 1 to 831 code for a protein of 276 amino acids. Lineage: Eukaryota; Fungi; Ascomycota; Sordariomycetes; Hypocreales; Hypocreaceae. Gene Ontology annotation, cellular component: ribosome; mitochondrial large ribosomal subunit. Gene Ontology annotation, molecular function: structural constituent of ribosome. The transcript has 2 exons. Gene Ontology annotation, biological process: translation.
AUGGCCAUGCGGUUCCUCUCAAUACAGCGGCCUUUGCUGGCUGCUGCUGCGGCCGCCGGCAUUUCCAGGCCGAGCGUUGCGAGCAGUCUCGUUGCUCCGAUUGGGGCGCAAUUGGCCAAUGCCCUGGUCGAGGGUCGAAGGAACGCCUCCGUGAAGGCGCAGGGAGCGUACAAGAAGAAGAGCAAGAGGGGAAUCCCCAAUAAGCUGGGAGCUAAGCGGACUGGAGACCAGUUCGUCAUCCCGGGCAACAUCCUCUACAAGCAGCGCGGAACGCACUGGUGGCCGGGCGAGAACUGCAUCAUGGGGCGCGACCACACGAUCCACGCCAUGGCGACGGGCUACGUCAAGUACUACCGCGACCCGGCGCGGCACCCGGACCGCAAGUACAUUGGCGUCGUCUUCAACAAGGAGGACACGCUGCCGUACCCGCAGCACGCGGAGCGCAAGCGCAAGCUCAACAAGACGGUGCACGCGAUGCGCGCGGAGGCGCAGCCGGAGGGAGUGUCGCCGUCGGGGAUCCCGUUCGAGGUGACGCGCGUGGAGGCCGGCGAGCCGGAUCGGCUGCUGAGGCUGCGGGCGGACUACAGCUACCGGGAGGACAACUGGCGGAUCGGACGGCUGGUGAAGACGACGGGGCUCAAGACCAAGGCGUUCCGCACGCGCAAGCAGUGGUUCCGGCAUAGGCGGUGGAGGAGGGAGAGGGAGAUUGCCGGGCAGAAGGAGGCGGCGAGGAAGAGGGCGGAGAGCGGGGGCGGCGGCAAGGUUGUCAAGGCGAUUAGCAAGAAGGCUGCGAAGAAGGCUGCGAAGAAGGCUGGCAAGAAGGCGAAAUGA